Molecule: messenger RNA, 1506 nt
Organism: Grosmannia clavigera kw1407
Lineage: Eukaryota; Fungi; Ascomycota; Sordariomycetes; Ophiostomatales; Ophiostomataceae
Product: nuclear segregation protein
Exons: 3
Coding region: 1-1506 (501 amino acids)
Biological process (GO): intracellular mRNA localization
Cellular component (GO): endoplasmic reticulum; ribonucleoprotein complex; nuclear outer membrane-endoplasmic reticulum membrane network
Molecular function (GO): mRNA binding
Source: RefSeq, a predicted model, not a curated record
AUGGCAGACAGCACAGCACCGGUUGUCGAGGGCGCAGCAGCAGCGGGGAGCAGCCGGCCGGUCAAGCCCGAUGAGGCAGUUUUCCAGAAGGCGCUGGACAAGGCCGAGAAGGAGCACAAGGAUGUGAUGACGCGGUUUAACGCCAUCAAGGCCAAGAUCGAGCUGGCGCAGCCGAACAAGAGCAAGGACGGGCCGCAGUCGGCGACGCAGAAGCGCCGACAGGAGCUGAUUGAGCAGCUGACGGAGAUCCGGAAGAAGCAGGCGGGCGGCAAGUCGGCGCGGACGUCGAAGCAGGAGCAGAUCAAGCGGCUGGACGAGCAGCUGCGGAGCCGGAUCGCCGAGCAGAAGACGGCCAAGAGCAAGGUAGCCUUCAAGUCGACCGAGGACCUGGACCGGCACAUCCAGCGGCUGGAGGACCAGGUGAACGGCGGGAUGAUGAAGCUGGUGGACGAGAAGAAGGCCCUGUCCGAGAUCACGAGCCUGAAGAAGACGCGCAAGAACUUUGCCCAGUUCGACGUGCAGGAGAAGCAGAUUGCCGAUCUGCGCGCCAACAUCAAGCAGAUCAAGGACAGCAUGGACGACCCGGAGGCCAAAGCCAUGGGCGAAAAGUACAACGCCAUCCAGGCCGAGCUCGACGGCAUCAAGGCCGAGCAGGACGUGGCCUACAAGAGCCUCUCAGCCCUGCGCGACGAGCGCAGCAAGCUGCACGCCGAGCAGCGCGACAAGUUCGACGCCAUCCGCAAGCUCAAGGACGACUACUACGGCCAGAAAAAGGCCUUUGCCGCCUACGAGCGUGAGGCCCGCCAGAAGGCCUGGGAGCGCAAGCAGGCCGAGCGCGAGCGCUUCGAGCGCGAACGCAAAAAGGAGCGUGCACAGCGCCUCUUGGCCGAAGCCAGCGACCCGGCCUACAUUGACGAGAUCCGCCGCGCCCGCAGCCUGCUGCACUUCUUCGACCCCACGUCCACGCCCGCGCCCGCGCCUGCUGCCGUCGCUACCGCUGCCGCCAGCCUCGGCGCCCAGGCCACCCGCAAGGUCGACGACUCCGGCCUCAAGGGCACCCGCCUCGUCCGCAAGGAGGACCGCGACGACACCUACCUGCCCGCUGCCAAGAAGGGCGCCAAGAAGUCCGCCAAGAAGUCUGCUGCCGACUCUGCCUCCAAGGGCUACAACGUGCCCCCGUCCGUCAUCGAGGACUGCGCCUCCAUGGGCCUCGACCCGCCUGCCAGCCAGGCUGAUGUCGCCGUCGUCAUGGAGAAGGUCAAGGCCAAGCUGGCCCACUGGGAGGCUGACCAGGAGACCCAGACCCAGCGGAACAUCGAGAAGGCCAAGAAGGAGAUUGAGCGGAUCGAGAAGGAGGAGGCCCAGGAGAUCGCCAAGGCCAACGGGAAGCAGGCCGAUGAGCCCAAGGCCGUUGCCGAGGUCACAGCCGAGCUGAAGAACGCCUCCAUCGAGGACAAGGCCGAGGAGAAGAAGGACGAGGCCGACAAGGAGGAGACAAAGGCGUAA